CAGUUGUAAACUCCACAAAGUGGGUGUUGGUUGUGAAUCAAGUGCCGAACUCUGCAGUUGCAACAACUGUUAUAUCGCUCUGGAUUAGAAAGAUGCCCAUCUUCUAUUAAUGAGCUGACGCCUGGGCACUAACCGGGGCAUUGACUCCUGUUUUUAUCCACAGGGGAUUUAUCAAGUUCCUACACUGGGUGUCUCUUCAGCCCGCUGACGUCAAAAUAACACCGAGAGGUGCCGGGCUUUAAAAGACCAGAGGCACUCGCCAGCAAUGGGACACAAGACAAGAGAGCAGAAACCCCCAGCGUGCUGUCGAGAAAGGGGGGCCUCGGGAGUGUCUGAAUUCCAGCAGAGGUUUUAGUGCUUUAUAUUGGAAAUAUCGCAAACUCUGUAACAUUCAAUGCUUACGGCUAGAAUCCGAAUUAUAACCCGCUUCUUCGCCUUUAACAGUAACCUGGGUGCGGUAGGAGUUGUUCCAGCGCAAGUUAAGGAGGGUUCCAGUCUGUCGCUGAAAGUUUUCCCCAACGUCUUCCUGCUUGUUUGUAACUCCACAUUUAAAUCAUGAACUGUCUGAAACUCUCCACCGUCCUCCUUGUCGCCUUUGUGUUCCACUUCAAUUCGCUGGACGGAGUACGGGCUGUCCCAAGCAGGUACUCUGCGGUUCCCAGUGAGUCAGACACUGUGCUCCCUGAGUGGUACUCCUGGCAGAUCCCAGUGCUGAGGAAGAGGUCUCCCACUGGCGGGUCAGCUGCAUUCCCUGUGCAAGAGCCAUUUAAGCCAAAGAGCGUCUUUGUGAAAAGGGCAAAGUGCAACACUGCCUCUUGUGUGACAUCGCGUCUUGCAGAAUUUUUGAGUCGAACCCCCACCAAAUACAAAGCAACAAAUGUAGGCCCAAACUCUUAUGGCAAGAGAGACAGCAUGGGACUGUACAGCAGAGAAUUUUUCAGUUACCUCGAACGCUAGAACACAGAGCAAUCUUUUCUAAAUGUUAGUGGAUUGUUGCUUUGGCUCCAGUCUCAGUAGAGGUUGAAAAUGUUCGUCUGUUUUAGGAUUUCAAGCAGUUGUGCCCUGUUUCAAUACUGUUGAAUUUUUUUUUUGCAUUGGAACAUUGCAUGGAUAUGAUCAGGUUUAUUGCUUUAUGUAAGAAGUUCCCUGCAUGUUUUUAAUUUAAAUAAAGCUGCUAGCAACACACAAAUAUCUGUAUAACUUGCUUGAAUUCUAUUAAAGACUAAUAUUGAGAAUUUUUUUUAAA
This is a messenger RNA of Hypanus sabinus (Atlantic stingray), 1246 nucleotides long. Its product is annotated as calcitonin gene-related peptide 1-like. Gene Ontology annotation, molecular function: hormone activity. The transcript is spliced from 4 exons. The record is from RefSeq and is a predicted model, not a curated record. Bases 556 to 957 code for a protein of 133 amino acids. Gene Ontology annotation, cellular component: extracellular region. Lineage: Eukaryota; Metazoa; Chordata; Chondrichthyes; Myliobatiformes; Dasyatidae.